Molecule: messenger RNA, 327 nt
Organism: Saccharomycodes ludwigii
Lineage: Eukaryota; Fungi; Ascomycota; Saccharomycetes; Saccharomycodales; Saccharomycodaceae
Gene: RSM27
Product: mitochondrial 37S ribosomal protein mS33
Exons: 1
Coding region: 1-327 (108 amino acids)
Cellular component (GO): mitochondrion
Source: RefSeq, a predicted model, not a curated record
AUGUCUAUCCCUAAAAAUAGAUUAUUAAAGUUAGCAGAAACUUCAGCAAGAAUAUUCGACCAAAACUUCAACCAGACCAAUGUUAGAACUGGUGCCAAAAUUUUGUCCAAAAGAUUAAAAGGUCCAUCCAUUGCAGAAUAUUAUGGCAAUCCAGAUUUCAUCAAAUUUAAACAUUUAAAAAUAUUAUACCCUGACUUUAAUUUCGUUGAUAAGAAUGAAGAAUAUAGAUUAUCCAUGAAUCAGGCCAAAAGACGUAGAGGUAAAGGUGCUCCACCAAAGAAGAAGGAAGUUAAUGGUGGGAAGAAUAAGACGAAAAAGAGAAAGUAG